AUGUCUUCUCGUUCAGUUACUCCUUUAAGUGAUGUUCCUUUGUCUCGUCGUGUUAUGAUUACUAAUUCUAGGGGCAAAAUUAUUUCUAUUGUCUCAGAGAACUUUCUUGGUGAUGGUACUUCUUCUCCUCCUUCUUCGGGUACUGAGUAUGUUCCUUCCUCUGAGUUUCCUGAAGAUGCUCAAUCUGAAGUUCCUUCUGAAGUUUCUACUAUAGAAGCUUCAUCAUUCUCUACUCAUAUUGCUCCUAGAGGUCGUAAAGAUAUUUUAUAUCCUUCAAGUUCAUCUCAUGUGAGGUGGAUAGAGUUCGCUUUUUUGUCUGGUUGCCUAUUCCUUCUCAUAAUGUCUUUUCUUCAAGACCUUUUCUUUGUCCCAGUUGUGUUGGUCGCUUUGCUGAAACUGAUCGACUCAGAGAAAUUAUUGAAAGUGGUUCUUCCGGUUCUCACUGUAGAAGAUGUCGGUUUGACAAUGAGACUUUUAAG
Messenger RNA from Acaulospora morrowiae, 479 nucleotides. Lineage: Eukaryota; Fungi; Glomeromycota; Glomeromycetes; Diversisporales; Acaulosporaceae. The record is from the annotation of a GenBank genome assembly.